This is a messenger RNA of Haliotis rubra (blacklip abalone), 3494 nucleotides long. RefSeq lists its product as uncharacterized. Bases 471 to 1028 code for a protein of 185 amino acids. Lineage: Eukaryota; Metazoa; Mollusca; Gastropoda; Lepetellida; Haliotidae. Gene Ontology annotation, molecular function: calcium ion binding. The record is from RefSeq and is a predicted model, not a curated record. The transcript is spliced from 7 exons.
UAGAUGAUGUACUCUCGCCGUUCAUUGCCAGUGACAAAGAGAAAGCCAUGGUCUGCAGCAGAGCGAUAGGCUUUAUCAAUUUUGAAUUAACGGUUCGCUUUGACGGCGAGCAGGCAAGUUGGCGCAUCAGUUGAAUAUUGGCGGGGAAUAUGCAGCGUUGAGUGGAGAUAUAGUGAAGCUGGGUUGUGGUUGUUAACGCUCAGUUGCCUGUACAUGUGGAUGUAAUAACAACAGCUCGUGCUGUACAGAAACUGUACGGAAGACAAACGCACGGAUUUGACUGAUUGUUGAUUGAGUUUGACUCUGACAAUAAGCUUGUUUAAACUUUGUAACAUCACGAGAUAUAUUAUCAGGAAGUCACUGAUAUAUUCUGGAGUGAGUUGAACUGAGACCGCUGUCAUUUUAACAAGGAACCCGUUCUCUUUCAUCCCGGAUUAGGAUUAAAGUGGAUAAGGAUUAACACUUGAAGUAUGACGAAGCAGGGAAACUCCGGACAGGUGCAGGUUAUAGAUGGGAAGAAGAAGUCUUUGUGUAGAAAGACCGCGUGCUACAAGUUCACCCUGUUCAUCGUGGCGGUGACACUGGCGUCGCUCAUCGUGUCAUGCGUCGUCGUGGUUGUCUUGCGUGGUCAUUUGAUUGAACCAGAGAAGGUGAAGGUCACAGUAGGAAACCUCGAGCUGGAAGUAAACAGAAAUGUUUACGACAAGCUGAAUGAUUACUAUCGCAUGCUCGACGUAGACGGAAACGGAACGUACUCGAUACAGGCGGCCAAAGCGCACUUCAAGUUUAUGGACAAAGACAGGGAUGGAGAAGUAACGUCAAAGGAGGCAAGGGAAGCUACUGGUAGGCAGUACAAGUUUAUCUUCGAGGCAGAAGAUUUUGAUUCAGAUGGCGUCAUCACAUCAAACGACGUCACUGGCGUACACAAAAGAGUGGACAUCGACGAUGAUGAAUUGGUAUCAAAAGAUGAAUUUAUCUUUUACCAUGAAAUGGCUCGUCGGGCGGCGCACGACCGAGGGGCUCUUUAACAGCUCAUGCAAUUACUGCCACUGCCGUUUACACCUUAUGAUGUCUAUGAGUGUCCAUUUCAUCUUUGAGAACAUCGACACAUCUCUGAAGCAUUAAUGGAUGAAACUCGAUUUGUUUCUACUUUGGGAGUUUCCAUAGUAUGUUAUUAAAUACAAUACACCUUCAUGUUCAUGCAACAUUAAUUCGGUCUACGAGAAAAGACAAACAAAAGUUCUGCUUGUACAAUUUUACUCCCUUAUUUACAUCAUAUUAUAUAUCUAGUCAUUAUUAUUCAGCCCCUGGGAAUCAACUUAUUUACAUCAGAGAUUAUUUUUUCAUUUACCGACCCUGGUAAACCUUUUUGUAGCUGUAACGAAAUGUUCAAAAGCAGAUCAUGAGAUAAAUACUAGUAACCACACAACAUAUUUUUGUUUACCAUUUCUCAAAAACAUUAAUGAUUAAUAUAGGAUUAAACGUGGCAUCCUUCUUCACUUGGAUUAAGCCCUGUAUUGAAUAUGUCUUAGCUAAAAUGAGUUGAAGUGAAGGUCAGUGUUCAUUUUCUUGUUGUAAAAUACGGUUAUGAAAUGUUAGUUUAUCGGGGCACCUCAACAGGGACGAUUGAGUUUAGUUGCAUAUAUAUAAAUAAGCAAAAUGACAUUCUCAUGCUGCUUAUUAAAGGUCAAGGUCGCCGUUGAAGUUGUUAUGAAACAUGGUUGUGACAUUCAUUGACAGCUACUGUAGCACUUUCACUUGUGCAUUCCUGAGACUUGAUAAUUGUUGGAACUUCAGAUGAUGCCUUAAUCAAGGAUUGGAGAACAAGUAUGGCCUGAAAAUACCAGGUGUUUUUUCAAUACUUUAGAAGCUUUGAGAAAAUGGUUACAAGUUCCUUCUGUUUUCCAUUCCUUCAAACACCCCCAGUCACAUAUAAUUUCUUUCAAUAUGGUUUCUUCAUAUUUUAGUAAUUUUGUAUGAUCUAAUCACGUUUCCAGGGCUUUUUAUUAUAUUUACCAGCAAGAGUUUGUCAAGUGGUUAUCUUUUCUUUGAGAGGCAUUUAAACGGAUGACAGUAUAUGGAUGAACAUUUUUGUUGCAGUGAGAGCGACGUUUCGAUGUAGGUUCUAAAUUUUAACACAUUUAUCAAGCAAGUGAUUGGAGCACUUCCCUAAGUGGUUAUCUCAUUGGCAUCAGUUUCUUCCAUAGAUGGUCAAGCUCGUAUAUAGCUAAAGACGGUCUUCUAAUAUUAGUCCGUUCAGUCAUAAAGUCUUCAUCUACAAUUCCCUUCUAUUAGGAGAGUUUUAAGCAAUUUUCGUAAAUGAUCUUUGUCAAGGUUUUCAUUUUUUCUUAUUCAAAAAUAUAAAAUGGACACAUUGAGUAAACUAACCAAUGUUAUUUGUAUAUAAAGACAAUGUAAAUGAGGAAUGAACAUUUAAAUGGGAUGUCUAUCACAUCAAGCUAGACCACAUUACACCGUGAGAGCAACAGUUACACGUUCCCUACUUGGGUUAAUUUCAAUUACCCGGUGGGCAAAUGUGCCUUAGUGCUGUGGGGUUCUUUGUAUUUCCAAUGAAAGAAGUUAAAAUUUAAAAUAAACUUGAAGCAGCGAGUAUUUCUGCGGACACAGGCAUGAAUCAGUUCCGCACCUUUGGACUAAAUCUUAAAGAAAGUUGGUUCAUGCGUUGUACAGUGUUGAAAAAAUAAUGUUAUGUUAAACUUUUUAAGGGCUUUUUCGUGUGAUCUUAAUAUUGGACUCCUCGGUAGAACGUGUAUCUCUCAUGUACAUUCCAUCAACAUUUAUCAAUAUUUAUCAACAUCAGAAUUCAUACAUCAUCAUGUGUAGAUCAACGCCUGGAAACAAACUCAUGCCCAUCGUAUAUGCAUAUACUUGUAAAUAUGAAUGUAUUUAUGUAUUUUAUUAAUGGUUAUUAGGUCAUGCAGUAUAUCCUUUACAGUAGUAGGAAUAAUAGUGCUGUUCUCGGUCGAUUUUGUAUUUGGUAGUACUUGAAUCUGUACUUUACUGAGAACGUCUAAUCUCAAAUAUAACGUGUUACAUUUGACCACUUUCUAAAUGGCAUUGUGUAUUCAUAGCCUUCGGCUGCUUGAGGACCCUGUCGGAGUCGUUCCAAUUCACAUUUGUCAGGGGAGUACACAAAGUCUAGACUAGACUAACAGCGAUGGCUGAGUCGGUUAGAUCGCUGACUUUGUGUGCUGGCGAUUAGGCGACUCAGAGAAGGUGGGUUCGAAUCCCGGAUGGAAUUUCCCCCAACAAAAGCACUAUAAUCGGUGCUUUACUUUGAAAGCGCAAUCCUAAAUGAAACAUAUGUAACUUGCAUUUGACCACAUUUUGAAUGGCAUUCUUUAUUCACUUUUACAGUUGGCAAUAGAAUUUGCCAUUUCGUUGUAUCGUUCAGUUGUCGUUUUCUCUGUCCUUAAUGUAUGUUCAACCACUUGACACAUGGUAAUAAUAAACUUUGAACGUUGUAUCAUAAA